Messenger RNA from Paramecium sonneborni, 418 nucleotides. The record is from the annotation of a GenBank genome assembly. NCBI's taxonomy places the organism in Eukaryota, Ciliophora, Oligohymenophorea, Peniculida, Parameciidae.
AAUGCUAAACAAUCUUACAGUUACUAGGUCUAUUAAAGAAAAAGAGUUGGCAUACAAUAAAUUAGAUAGAUUUAAUCUAAAAGUAUUGAAGAAAUAAAGAGAAAAGUUUAAUUUAAGCUCAGAACUAAAGACGGCAAAGACUUAUUUUAACAAUUAUAUUGAGUCUUUUGUAUAAGUAGUUAGAACUUCAGUUUCAGUAUCCACUCAUUUAAUAAUGCUAAUACUAAAUAAUUAGAGAAUAAGUCGAUUUUGUUUGGAAUGAGUACACAUGUCUAGAUCCAAAAUCUUAUAAGAGCACUUAAAAAUAUAAGUCAAAAGGAUAAAAGAUAAAUUAUAUGAUUUUAUACUUAUGCAUGAUGUCCUACAAGUAAUAUGUAUUAAUUAACUGCUUCCAUUGAUAUUGAACGAAUUAAAGGAG